AUGAACUUCGAGGAGCCGUACUAUAAGUUACCAAGAAAUUUUGCCCGUUCGAUAGGUUGUUGGCCGUACCAGUCUCGCCUGGAAAGUUUUCUGAUCGGGCUCUUCAUUGUUUUGGCGUUCACUCUCCAAGUUGGGCCAAUAAUUACCGCUAUUGUAGUACAUUUUGACGACAGAGAAUUGAUACUCGAAACAAUAGCGCCAAUUUUAACCGACAUAGCAUCAUUUACUGUGUUUGUUAAUUCGUUGAUAAAUUCAAAAAUGGUUAGUUCAAAUUUUAACGUGAUCAAAGCUGAUUGGAAGUUAGUGGCUAAUAGGGAAGAAAAGCUAAUUUUGGAAAAGUAUGUCGAAUUGGGAAAUUUAAUGGCUGCUGGAUAUGCAGGUUUUGUAUAUUUAGCUACUGUGACGUUUAUAACAGAACCCGUAGUACCGAUUAUAAUCAAUUUGAUGCUCAAAACAAAUUUAUCCGCGCCACACAAAUUGUCUGUUCCAAUGGAAUGGGUUGUGAUUGACCGAGAAAAGUACUACUGGAUUUUGAUAAGUUACUCGGGUGUGUGUAUCACGGUGAUUCUGACGGUACUCACUGCUUAUGACGUCUUGUUCAUCACAGUGGUCCAUCAUGCUUGCGGAUUGUUCGCAGUUACAGGGCAUCGGAUCCAAAAUUUGACAAGUGAUGAACACUUUCAAAAUAACACAGAAAAAAAAAUUUUUCUCAGCUCAAAAAAAAGUCAUUACGAACAUUUGGUUUCAUGCAUCGAAAUCCACCGCCGAGCUUUAGAAUAUGUUGAUAUGAUUGAGAGAACUGUCACAGGCUGUUUUGGAAUAGUAGUAUUAUUGAACUUGCCGUUAAUAAGCGUUACUGGAAUGAUCACUCUGGAUAACACUCUGCAGCAGAAGAUCAAAAAUUUGAUGUUCACCAUGGGACAAGUGAUCCACCUCUUCUUUGAAUGCUUCUUAUCCCAACAGCUGACUGAUAUGAGCCAGCAAAUUCACGACCAAAUAACUGCCCAAAAAUGGUAUAACAUUGACGUGAAAUCCCAAAAACUUUUGAUCAUCAUGAUAAUGCGAUCCCAAACGCCUUGUAUGCUCACAGCCGGCAAAAUAAUGGGCCUGUCUAUCGAAACUUUUGGAAUGCUCAAAACUUCUGGGUCAUACUUCACGAUGCUUUUAUCAAUGCAG
This is a messenger RNA of Cotesia congregata, 1176 nucleotides long. NCBI's taxonomy places the organism in Eukaryota, Metazoa, Arthropoda, Insecta, Hymenoptera, Braconidae. The record is from the annotation of a GenBank genome assembly.